Messenger RNA from Dujonia railenensis, 1680 nucleotides. Lineage: Eukaryota; Fungi; Ascomycota; Pichiomycetes; Serinales; Debaryomycetaceae. The record is from the annotation of a GenBank genome assembly.
AUGAUGAGUUUUAGAAAAUCAUUGCAAUCUCUUACCAAGAUAAGAACGUCCUACAUUGGAUCAAUUGCAAAGAGGGGAUAUCUGAAUUUAACAUUGAAUGCUCCUAAGUUAAAGACAUCUCCAAAUACUUUGAAACUAUCUGCUGCAGUUGCCUCAUUGGUUUCUGCGGGAAUUGUCGCUGCCUACUACCAGGAGGAAGAUUCCGCGAAAAAUGAUGCUAUAAACUGGGUGCUGGUAGAUGAAAUAAUGAAGCACAACACAUUAAAUGAUUGUUGGGUAGCGAUUCAUGGUCAAGUUUUCGAUGUGAGUGAAUUCUUACAAUUGCACCCAGGUGGAUCCAGCAGAAUCUUAAAAUUUGCUGGUGGGGAUGCUACAAAGUCGUUUGACACGAUGCAUACAGAAGAUGUCCUCAAAAGAAUAAUAGAGACGAAGAGCAUAAAGCUCUUGGGUAGUUUGAGAGGAGAGUUCAAGGAACAGUUGACUGCGGAAGAGAUUGCUAUCUUUGAAAAUAGACAACGAAUCCCUUCAAUCGACAAAAUAUUUAACGUUUCUGAUUUCGAGUUCGUCGCCAAGAAGGUCUUACCAAAAUCAACAUUUUUCUACUAUGCCACUGGUGCUUCUGAUGAAUACUCUCUUAGAGAGAACCAUUAUGCGUACAAGAGAGUUUUCUUCAGACCAAAAAUGUUACAGGAUUUGGCAGAAGACAUAGAUACUAGCACUGAAAUGAUGGGUAAUAAGGUAGAUAUUCCAAUCUACAUUACUGCAUUUGCUGGAGCUAAGUUGGCUCAUCCAUUGGGUGAGUAUAAUUUACAAAGAGCUGCUUAUCAGUGGAACAUCAUGCAAAUGGUCCCUAAACAAUUGUGCUUUGGUUGGGAUGAGUUUAUGGCUGACGUACCAGAAGAUCAAAAGCAAUGGUUCCAACUUCAUUUUCAGACUGUGCAAGAAUUGGACGAAAUCGAAGAAACUAUCAAAAAAGUUGAUUCAUACAAGACAGUUAAGGGAAUUUUCAUUAAUGUAGACGUUGGAGAAUUGGGCCACAGAGAAAAGGAUUCUAAAGCAAGAGCCGAAACUCUGAAUGAUGCCUCUGCUGACAUAUUAUCGCUGAUUGCUGAUAAUGGGAAAGCAAAGUAUGGAGCUGUUACUUGGAAGCAUCUUGAGAGAGUCAGAGCAAGCACAGACUUACCAAUAGCCUUAAAGGGUGUUCAAAGAGGAGAGGAUGUUGUUUUGGCAGCAGAGAGAGGAAUCAAUGGUGUUAUUUUAUCAAACCAUGGAGGUAGACAAUUAGACUUCUCUAGGCCUCCAUUAGAAGUCUUGGUUGAAGCUCGUCAAAUGUUAAAGGAAAAGGGAUUAGAGGACAAGAUCGACAUUUACUUAGAUGGUGGAGUUAGAAGAGGUUCCGAUGUUAUUAAAGCACUUUGUCUUGGUGCUAAGGGUGUUGGUAUGGGUAGACCAUUUUUAUACGCCAUGGCUGGUUAUGGUGAAGAAGGAGUCUCCAAAUUAAUUGAUCUCAUCAAAACUGAAAUGGUUAAUCAUAUGAAACUUUUAGGAGUUGAUAAUAUCAAGGAUUUGAAUGAGGAGUUGGUUGAUGUUAAAAACUUACAAUUCAGAAGUGCAAUUGUCAGUGACAGUUUGUACGACAAAGCAUACGAAGAAAUGCCAUUCCCUGAAUUCAGAAAAUAG